GAAACCUUACCCGAAGUCUUUCGAUAUUCGUUCCCGAAAAAAAGUACCUCAACCUCAACCUACGCUCUCCUACCCGAAGACGAGUCCCAAUUGAUCCCGCACAACGCCAUGGCGCCCCUUACGAUCGCUUCCCGCGCCCUUGCGCGAGGAGUGUCGAAGUCCUGUACCCGCGUCGCCGCCGCACGCACCCUCACCACGACACCCCAGCGAAACGAUGCCGCACAUGGCGGAUCCUACUCCAGCCCGUUCAAGGGCGAGCAGAGCUCGACUAAGAUCCCGGACUUCGGUCACUACUUCAAUAAGGGCAGCUCGAAUACCAACCUGCUCUACCAGUACUUCAUGGUCGGCACCCUAGGCGCCAUCACGGCUGCCGGUGCUAAAUCGACGGUGCAAGAAUUCCUAAAGAACAUGUCCGCGUCCGCCGACGUCUUGGCCAUGGCCAAGGUCGAGGUCGACCUCAACGCGAUCCCCGAGGGCAAGAACGUCAUCAUCAAGUGGAGAGGAAAGCCGGUUUUCAUCCGACACCGUACCGAGGAGGAGAUCGGCGAGGCGAACUCGGUCAAUGUUGCUUCGUUAAGAGAUCCUCAAGCUGACGAGGACCGUGUUCAGAAGCCGGAGUGGCUGGUCAUGUUGGGUGUCUGCACACAUCUAGGUUGUGUCCCCAUCGGCGAGGCUGGAGAUUUCGGCGGAUGGUUCUGCCCGUGCCACGGUUCCCACUACGAUAUCUCUGGACGUAUAAGGAAAGGACCGGCUCCGCUCAACCUCGAGAUUCCCACAUACGAGUUCCCCGAGGACGACAAGCUGGUCAUCGGUUAAGCGAAGGUGGGGGAUUGUGUGCAUGUACAAUUACAUAUCCAACCACUCCACCACCACCACUACUACUAGACUCGUGCCUCACCACCUACCACCAUUUUUCACCGUCGAGCCGGGGGCAGGAUAUGAUAGACAUAAUGGCAAAAAAGAUCGUGAGGUUGCAUGGCAUUCUUUAGAAGUUUUCCCUUGGCGCUGCCAUACUGUACAAAAACAAAUCAAAACUUGUGAAGCUUAAAAAUACCCGUGGUUCUCUUAUGACUUGUUUACUUAUUUGUGUUGGGUGAUGAUAUCGAAUAUCUGGGCAAGUGUCAUUGAUAAUCAAACAAUGGAAUAUUGAGCUAUUCCUUGUCUUGCUACGGGAGUUCCCAAAGCAGAUCAAUCUCUAAUUAUCUAAGAUCUCGAUCGAAUCCAGUUUUUGAUUAUUGAUGAGCGAGAAUUAUUAGAUCACAUCAAGUUAUAUGUGUGCUAAAGACGAGACGAGACUUGGAGAGCACCUCCGCUUUUCUGGCUC
Messenger RNA from Annulohypoxylon maeteangense, 1324 nucleotides. Its product is annotated as ubiquinol-cytochrome c reductase iron-sulfur subunit, mitochondrial. The record is from RefSeq and is a predicted model, not a curated record. NCBI's taxonomy places the organism in Eukaryota, Fungi, Ascomycota, Sordariomycetes, Xylariales, Hypoxylaceae. The transcript has 3 exons. Gene Ontology annotation, biological process: mitochondrial electron transport, ubiquinol to cytochrome c. Bases 109 to 816 code for a protein of 235 amino acids. Gene Ontology annotation, molecular function: quinol-cytochrome-c reductase activity; 2 iron, 2 sulfur cluster binding. Gene Ontology annotation, cellular component: membrane.